This is a messenger RNA of Gamsiella multidivaricata, 2025 nucleotides long. RefSeq names its product armadillo-type protein. Gene Ontology annotation, biological process: snRNA processing. NCBI's taxonomy places the organism in Eukaryota, Fungi, Mortierellomycota, Mortierellomycetes, Mortierellales, Mortierellaceae. The record is from RefSeq and is a predicted model, not a curated record. The annotation marks the transcript as partial. The transcript is spliced from 14 exons. Gene Ontology annotation, cellular component: integrator complex.
AUGCGCCAGCACCCAGCAUUUUCUCAGCACGAUAUCCAGCUUAUUGUCAGAAAUUAUGUGACGGACCCUGAACCACGAGUGAGAAAGAAUGCAUGCAAGGCGCUUCUGGAACUCCACCGACAAGGAUUCAAACUUGCAUUGGAGAUGUACGAUGUCGCAGUGCUGGCGCUUCAGGAUGAUUAUCAGGAGGUUCGCAUGGAAGGACUUGACAUUAUCUAUCUUCUGAGCGAGCUAUAUCCGGACCAGAUUGUGCAAAAUCCGUUCGCCUCUCAGCUACAGGCCACACGUUUAGUCGACGACUCUUUUAUUAGAAUCUGCGACAUGGUCAAUGACAGCUCCGUUACUGUGCGAGCCAAGGCCUGUUCUCUCCUAGGCAAGUUCAGGGCUGUAGACUACAAGUUCCUAUCACAGACAUUCAGCAAGAAGAUUAUGGCCCGUCUUCGAAUGGACGUGGCGCCCAAAAACCUUGCCGCUGGACCAGCCCAGAAACAGGCUCAGAGGGCAAAAUUGAUUGCAACUCCUGAGGGCGAUCAGGAUGUGACGGCACAAGAAGUCCGCUUGCUUGAUUCCGGAGCGUGUGGAGCGUUUGUUCAUGGGCUUGAGGACGAAUACCAGGACGUGCGAAAUGCAGCCAUCAAUUCUAUUUGCGAGCUGUGCUUGCAGAACCCUGAGUUUUCUCUUCUCGCUCUCGACUAUAUGGUUGACAUGUUUAUGGACGAAAUCGACUAUGUUCGCCUGAAUGCUCUGACAAGUCUCUUCAGGAUCGGGAGCAGGGCCCCCAUCACAUUCGAUACCGAGCAGCUUCAGAUUGCUCUGGGUGUUCUAGAGGACGCUGAUCGCGAUGUGCGGGAGUCCACUCAAAGGAUGCUUGAGGUUGUAGUGAUGGCCACCGCCGAUGGCAUGACUUCGUUCAUGACAAGCAUCGAAUCGAAUAUGAAGAGGUUUCCGGAGGACCAACUGUCGAUUUAUCAAUGUAUCAAGGCGGUUGCAAGGCGCCAUGGCGGAUUUGUCGAGGCCAUGGUUUCCGAGAUGCUGCAUCUUAGCAAAAUGUAUCUGCCGAUCGAAGAAAACGUCGAGAGCAUGCAGUAUGGCGGUCACCUUAUUCUUAUUUUUAAUGCGGCUAUCCCCAACCCGCGGAUCUUGCAAAUGCUGCCAAAAUACACCUACAAGCACUAUAUCUAUCUCCGAGACAAAUAUCCCAGCUGUUUUCCUGAACCAUCUGACCUAGCUUCAGCGCUGACGAUGGCCAUUGCAGACGACGCAGAAAAUCGUAUGAAAGUUGAGGACUCAGACUCUCGGCGCUCGGAGUCUGCUUCCGCUUCUACUUCGGCAUAUGUUACCACCAUCGCCGCCAUGCGAGUUCAAACAGAGCAGGACGCAGAUAACCACCGCGCAAUGAUCCUUCAGCAGAUUGUGGUUUGCCAACGAGACCUCCGUUAUAUUGUGAAUGUGCAUGCAAAGCAAGGGCGGAAUGCAGAGUUUGCCGACAUAUUUUUAGAGUGCUGUGACCUUCUUAUCCAAAUCCAAGACAGCCAUGACACUCCUGCAUUUGUCAUUCAAGCCCCCACACUUUCCGCACAGCUGUUUCGACUAUCCUAUUACAUGGACCAUACCUUCCUAGGGCUCAAUGCCACGGCCAAAGUUUCUAUAAACUACUUUCGCGUUCUUGCGAAUCUGAUGGAUCAACCUGAAGUCGAUCAUGAGCGCGUUCAAAGGCACAGACACAUGCUUCUUGAUCUCAGGAUAUCAAUGUUGCGUGCAUUCAAGUCGCCAUCCACCCAAGAAAUUAUCAUGCUGAUGUCCGGGAUUAUCAAUUUCCACUGUCUCAACCUCGAGAGAAUUGGGGCACAAAUUACGAAGCCCUUACCGAACCGUGACAAUCCCUUGGAUGUCCACCCCUCGUUCCCGUUUCUUGUCAACGUCGAGGGCGUUAUUCAACACGUUCGAGACACAACAGGAAUUGCGGUUCAGGUGACAUUUCCGCAGAACGUGGUGCGACAUUAUUACCCUCCGCUGGACCAUUUC